UGGGCGAGGAGAGGGGGGGGGAGCCCGGGACCGGAAGUGGACGCCGGCCUUGUCGGGGCGGUGAGAGACGGCGACGGGGAGACGCGGCCUCCGCGGCCAUGGACGCCUGGGUUCGCUUCACGGCGCGGAGCCAGGGCCGGGAGCGGCUGCUGAGGACGGCACAGUAUGCGUCUGCGUUGCUGGCGUAUUCGCUGCGGCGUAGCGGGGCCGGUCCCGAGCUGGUGACACGUCUCACACAGCUGGAGGCUCAUCUCAGCCUGGGACGCAAACUGUUGAGGUUGGGAACGUCGGUGGAGUCGGUGGAAGCCGCCAAGAGGGCGAUACACCUGCCGGACCUGACGCUGAGACUGUGCGUCACCAUCGCCCACCUCAACCGAGCCGUCUACCUGGGCUGUGACAACCUGCUGUGGGCCGGCAAGGUGGGCCUGGUCCCUGGGCUGGACCAGGCCAAGUGGAGCCAGCGCUCCUACAGGUACGACCUGUUUGCAUUGCUGCUGAGCCUGAGCCGUGACGUGUACGAGCUGAGCGUGUUGGCGGAGCGGGAGGAGCGGAGUCGUGGGAAGGGGGCGGGGGCCGAGGGUCCCGGGGGUCCGGACGGUGGCCUGACGCCAGCGGGGAGGGGCCUGGCCCGGCUGCGGCUCCUGUGGGGGGUGCUGCGCUCCAACCCCCCGCUGCUGCUGGACCUGGUGAAGAACGGCUGCGACCUGCUGAUCCCCCUCGACCGCCUGGGCUUGGUCCGGACCAGCCCCGGGCUGGUGGCCCUGUGCGGCCUCUCCUCCUCCCUGCUGUCUAUAGUCAGUAUCGCACAGCCCUGGCUCAAACUCAAGCCCUGACCGACCAGAGUCACGGAGCCACGGACCCCCAGAGACUCCGAGCUACACACGAGUGCGGACACAAAUCUCCCAGCCCCCAGUGUCACCGACCGACCGACCGACAUCACAGUCCCGGCACCGACCUUCUAUCCUGGCUACGAACAGACCAGACACCAGACUACCCUCACCUCAUGGACACUAACUACCAAAGAACCUACAGCGGAGCAAGAUAGACCACUCCUGCUGAAUGUGAUGGGCUGACGUGUAGUACGCAACGGGGCCUUUUUUUCAUACAUUCCAGUAACCCAACCCGACCCGACUCACAGUGUAAUCAAUGUUGCGGGGGAACAGUUUGUGUUUAUAAAUUAAAAUUCUGAAAAUGAGAAGAUUUUUACCACAUAAUUUUUUUUUUUACGAGGAUGUUUCGGUAAACCGGCUUCCGUCUCCGCACUAGUAUCCUCUGGGAUCUUCGGUGCUGAGACUGGAAGCUGGUUACGGAAAUGGGGCCGAAAAUUACCCUUGACUGGACGACGUCUUUUUGAUCGAGUGGACUAUCUUGCUCGCUGUAGGAUCUCUGCUAACCACAGUCCCGACUCAAACUCAAGCCCUGACAGAGGAGAGACACUGACCUGCCGGCUUCAAGGCCCUGACCCAUGGACCAAGAUCACUGCAUGGACAAUUAAACCCCAGCCCUGGCUCAGACCCAACCCCUCUGUCACAGAGUGAUACAGUAUGGAAACAGGCCCUUCUGCCCCAACUACACUAGUCUCACCUGCCUGCGUUUGGUCCAUAUCCCUCCAAACCUGUCCUAUCCAUAUACUGUUACAUAAAUGUUUCUUAAACAUUGGGAUAGUCCCAGCCUCAACUACCUCCUCUGGCAGCUCGUUCCAUACACCCACCCCACCCUCAAGAUUCCUAUUAAAUCUUUUCCCCUUCACCUUGAACCUAUCUCGUCUGGUCCUCGAUUCCCCCGACUCUGGGCAAGAGACUCUGUGCAUCGGACCGCCUCCAACCAACCUAACAAUCCUCCGUUGCCUCUGCUCUUCCUGGAGACCCCCACGGAUGGGUAGCGUCGACCUGAAGGGAUCCGGUUUCACCGUCUCCUCACCAUUGUUGACCCAGAGUGCUGGAGUAACUCACAGCGGGACAGGCGGCAUCUCUGGAGAGAAGGCAUGGCUGACACUUCGGGUCGAGACCCUUCUUCAGACAGUCUACAGAAUCUAUAUAAAGAAGCUUUUUUUUGUAUUUAA
Molecule: messenger RNA, 2062 nt
Organism: Leucoraja erinaceus (little skate)
Lineage: Eukaryota; Metazoa; Chordata; Chondrichthyes; Rajiformes; Rajidae
Gene: pex11b
Product: peroxisomal biogenesis factor 11 beta
Exons: 4
Coding region: 99-833 (244 amino acids)
Biological process (GO): regulation of peroxisome size; peroxisome fission
Cellular component (GO): peroxisomal membrane
Source: RefSeq, a predicted model, not a curated record